AUGAAGAUAACUCCUUUCUGGGCCAACCUCGGCCUAUCCUUAUUGGUCCCAGGCGCUCUAUCUGCUACGUCCACUUCAUCCACCACCACUACCUCUACUGCCUCAUCAUCAACCUGUACAGCUUCCCUUAUCACCACUCUAUGCGACUACCCAGAGCCAGCAGACGGUACUGCCGUCGCUAGCUCUGGCAAAUCCAACUGCUGGGACUAUUGCAACGACAAUCCUCCCUGCAGCUUUGUUAUCUUCGUCGCUGGAAACCCUUACCUAGGCACCGGAACCUGCUGGCUGUACCCCGGCGAAAACUUUGAUGAGAGCAAAUGUUCUACUUCAGGUUGCUCCAAUCCAUACCUGUCCGUCUACGACAAACCCGUCUGCUCUAGCCCAGCCACUGCGACUGCGUCUGCCAGCGCCUGUGCCGCCACUAGGACCCCCUCUGCUGUCGCCGAGGUCUGUGGGUACCCACCGCCUGAUGAGGUUUGCUUUUACGACUGCUAUGCUAGCUCGGGUGCAUCGAACUGCUUGAGUAUUUGUGCAGAAGCUGAUUCCUGCAGCUAUGCCGUUUUCAAUCCCCAUAAUGAAAAUAAUUCACAGUACGAGGGCGGUACUUGCUGGGUCUAUCCGAAUGGCACAUACAACGCCGACGAUACGACCACUUGCAGUGGUGAUGCUGAGCAAUAUGUGUAUAAGAACGCGUGUCCCAAGCCAUUAUCGUCAUCUCUUUCGUUCAAGGAGCGUGCUAGCGAAACUGGCGCCAGCACUGGAACUGCUACCACUGAAACUGGAAGCUCAGCUGCUAUUGAUGUUGCGGCGUCUGCGGCCGUGGCUACCAGCAUUAAGAAUUCUGCUGCCGGCCUCGAGAUUUUUAACCCAGCUAUAGCCGUGGCUAUACUAUUAUUGUAG
Penicillium waksmanii is the source of this 900-nucleotide messenger RNA. RefSeq lists its product as uncharacterized. The coding region runs from base 1 to 900 and encodes 299 amino acids. Lineage: Eukaryota; Fungi; Ascomycota; Eurotiomycetes; Eurotiales; Aspergillaceae. The record is from RefSeq and is a predicted model, not a curated record. The transcript has a single exon.